Molecule: messenger RNA, 2487 nt
Organism: Macrobrachium nipponense
Lineage: Eukaryota; Metazoa; Arthropoda; Malacostraca; Decapoda; Palaemonidae
Product: mucin-2-like
Exons: 4
Coding region: 1-2487 (828 amino acids)
Source: RefSeq, a predicted model, not a curated record
AUGGACAACUCCAAUAUUACCACCACAACUGCAGCACAAAACAGCAAUCUCACACCCGCCAUCACAACUGCAGCUCAAAAUACAACUCCAAUAUUAACCACAAUAACUGCAGCACAAACAGCAUCUCCAUCACCAACCACCACAACUGCAGCUCAAAAUACAACUCCAAUAUUAACCACCACAACUGCAGCACAAACAGCAUCUCCUCAUCCCAAUCCACCCCACAAACUUGCAUUCAUCUCAUCACCAACCACCACAACUGCAGCUCAAAAUACAACUCCAGUAUUAACCACCACAACUUGCCGACAAACAGCAUCUCCUUCACCAACCACCACAACUGCAGCUCAAAAUACAACUCCAAUAUCAACCACCACAACUGCAGCACAAACAGCAUCUCCAUCACCAACCACCACAACUGCAGCUCAAAAUACAACUCCAAUAUUAACCACCACAACUGGAGCACAAACAGCAUCUCCAUCACCAACCACCACAACUGCAGCUCAAAAUACAACUCCAAUAUUAAGAACAAUAACUGCAACACAAACAGCAUCUCCUUCACCAACCACCACAACUGCAGCUCAAAAUACAACUCCAAUAUUAACCACCACAACUGCAGCACAAACAGCAUCUCCAUCACCAACCACCACAACUGCAGCUCAAAAUACAACUCCAAUAUUAACCACCACUUCCCCCCCCCCCCCGCAUCUUCCAUCAACCAACCACCACAAACCUGCAGCUCAAAAUACAAACUCCAAUAUUACAACGCCCACACAACUGCAGCACAAACCAGCAUCUCCUUUCAACCAACCACCACAAACUACAGUCUCAAAAAUACCAACGCCAAUAUCAACCACCACAACUGCAGCACAAACAGCAUCUCCAUCACCAACCACCACAACUGCAGCUCAAAAUACAACUCCAAUAUUAACCACAAUAACUGCAACACAAACAGCAUCUCCUUCACCAACCACCACAACUGCAGCUCAAAAUACAACUCCAAUAUUAACCACAAUAACUGCAACACAAACAGCAUCUCCAUCACCAACCACCACAACUGCAGCUCAAAAUACAACUCCAAUAUUAACCACCACAACUGCAGCACAAACAGCAUCUCCAUCACCAACCACAACUGCAGCUCAAAAUACAACUCCAAUAUUAACCACCACAACUGCAGCACAAACAGCAUCUCCAUCACCAACCACCACAACUGCAGCUCAAAAUACAACUCCAAUAUUAACCACCACAACUGCAGCACAAACAGCAUCUCCUUCACUAACCACCACAUCUGCAGCUCAAAAUACAACUCCAAUAUUACCACCAAUUAACUGCAGCACAAACAGCAUCUUCAUCACCAACCACCACAACUGCAACACAAACAUAUCUCCAUCACCAACCACCACAACUGCAUCACAAACAGUAUCUCCAUCACCAACCUCCACAAACUGCAGCCACCAAACAGUAUCUCCAUCACCAACCACCACAACUGCAUCACAAACAGUAUCUCCAUCAACAACCAACACAGCUGCAGCACAAACAGCAUCUCCAUCACCAACCACCACCACUGUAGUUCAAAAUACAACUCCAAUAUUAACCACCAUAACUGCAGCACAAACAGCAUCUCCAUCACCAACCACCACAACUGCAGCUCAAAAUACAACUCCAAUAUUAACCACAAUAACUGCAACACAAACAGCAUCUCCAUCACCAACCACCACAACUGCAGCACAAACAGCAUCUCCAUCACCAACCACCACAACUGCAGCUCAAAAUACAACUCCAAUAUUAACCACCACAACUGCAGCACAAACAGCAUCUUCAUCACCAACCACCACAACUGCAACACAAACAGUAUCUCCAUCACCAACAACCACAACUGCGUCACAAACAGUAUCUCCAUCACCAACCACCACAACUGCAUCACAAACAGUAUCUCCAUCACCAACCUCCACAACUGCAGCACAAACAGUAUCUCCAUCACCAACCACCACAACUGCAUCACAAACAGUAUCUCCAUCAACAACCAACACAGCUGCAGCACAAACAGCAUCUCCAUCACCAACCACCACAACUGCAGCUCAAAAUACAACUCCAAUAUUAACCACCACAACUGCAGCACAAACAGCAUCUCCAUCACCAACCACCACAACUGCAGCUCAAAAUACAACUCCAAUAUUAACCACCACAACUGCAGCACAAACAGCAUCUCCAUCACCAACCACCACAACUGCAGCUCAAAAUACAACUCCAAUAUUAACCACCACAACUGCAGCACAAACAGCAUCUCCAUCACCAACCACCACAACUGCAGCUCAAAAUACAACUCCAAUAUUAACCACAAUAACUGCAACACAAACAGCAUCUCCAUCACCAACCACCACAACUGCAGCUCAAAAUUCAACUCCAAUAUUAACCACAAUAACUGCAACACAAACAGCAUCUCCAUCACCAACCACCACAACUGCAGCUCAAAAUUCACUCCAAUAUUAA